GGCGGCGCGCGGCACUUUUGGAAGCCGGGGCCGGAUAGGGUUCACCUGGCUCAUUGGGUAAUUGGGUUGGGCAGCCCGCCGACUCCUUGCUGCCGGUUUGCGACCUCCAACUCCUUGGGCAGCGCAGCGCACGCCUGCCAACUCCUUAUUGAGAUGGAGCAGUGGUGCUUCCAAGACGGGGCCAGCUGGCGCCCCUACGAUGCGAAGAGCCAAAAGGCGAUCGCGUCCUGCCUACGCAGCGGCAGGAAAUCCUGCAUCAUGUGGCCGUACAAACUCGACCUCAACCAAAAUACGCAAACGAACACUGAAACAGGCAGCGUCCGCGCCAUUGCCAAAAAAGUCGUGGAUUCGGUGGGGGGCUCGGCGGGGAGCGUCGGCCUGGUUUGCUGCCGUCUCGGCCCGCCGCAACCCGUAUACCCGCCGAACGAGAUCGCCGGGAGGCGAACGGCUCCGCUGCCCCGCGACGGCGUGAGCACGGGCGACCCAAACGCGCGCUACGACCAUUUCCGCGCGCCGCGGGCCGACCACAUCCUCCGCGAGGCCGACUUCGACUACGGGACCGAGCUUGCGCAGCUCGCCGCGACCGGUCCGCCGCCUGCGGGCUUCUCGCCGCGGACGCCGCCGCCGCCCGGCGCCCUCGCGCUGGACGUCGACGCCGAGGGCCGCGUCCGGGAGCGCGAGCGCAUCAUGCGUCUCCGCGAGUCUUGUUACUACCAAUUCUGCUGCUGCACGUGCUGUUCCGACGAGCUCUACAAGUACAGCCCGGAGCGGGACGACGCCCAGGAGCGCGCGGCGGCCGCCGCCCACGGCGCCUUCGUCGACGAGGCGCGAGGCACGCUCGUCGUGACGCGCCACGCCUACCGCGCGGUCGUGCCGAAGAACUACACGACGACGGACCAGUACGGCCACAAGUUCGCCGGCAUCGGCAUCGGGGCGCACGACGUGUCGGAGCGAGGCUUCGCCGUACCGCUGCGCUACUGCCGGGUCGCGGCGGUGCCGGCGGGGUCCGUCGCCCGCCGGCCCCUCCUCCUCGAUCCGAAGGUUUCGGACUGCAAGGUCGAGGGUUCGGUCGUCGUCGUCUCGUGCGUGCCGACCGAGGCCGCGUCGCUGGAGGUCGUCGUGGCGUGCAUCGACGUGGGGCCCGCCGGCAACGCGGGCGCGUUCGUCGCCGCCGCCGCGCGGGCUGCGGCCGCGGCGCCGCCCGUGUCCGCGGCGGACCGGGCCGCCUACGACGAGUGGUUCGUCGCGACGCUGGCGCGCUCGGGCCAGACCAAGGGCCCCGGCCAGUUCCGCAAGUUCGUCGGCGGCCUCCCGACCGGGCCGGCCGCUUACCGGUCGGCGAGCACCGACUGGUUCGGCGGUGGCGCGACGAUCCGCGAGCUCGGCAUCCGCCUCGGCAGCGGCAACGUCGUCUUCCAGACGAAGAGGACCAACCCUGUCGUCUUCGAGCACGUCAACACGGGCGACCAACUGCACGGCAUCGACGGCCGGCAAUUGCCGGCCGGCGGCAAGAAGGCCGCCAAGGCCCUAGGGUCGCCCGAGUUCUGGGGCGGCAGCGCCGCGUCGGGGACCGGCGCCGGCCUGUUCACGACGCAGACUCCCGUGUACAACCCCGCGCGAGUCUACUCUGCGCCCCCCGUCGACGCGGGAGUGGCGAGGACGGCGACGCUCGCCGCGGCGGCGCCGCCGACGAUCGUGAGCGCCGGAGGCCUCGGCGCGGUCGGCGUCGCGGACGGCGACGUCAUCCUCAAAGCCGUCGUGAACGGCGCGCGCGUCGACGCGGCGGCCAUGGACGGCGCGGCCUUUGCCGCGGCGCUCGCGUCCGCCGCCGGGUCCGUCGUCCUGGAGUCGGUGCUGACGCUCCGCGACCCCGUCUUCGGGCAGGACCCCUGCGUGCAGCGGUCGCUCCCGUGGUGCGACAUCAGCGAGGCGAACAGGACGGCGCUGCCCACGACGAUGUUGGGGGUCCAAAACGCGACCCCGGUCGAUGCGAAUAUGCCACCACAAGCCCCCGGGUGGUUCUGGCAGGAAGCGGACGGGAGGUGGAUCCCCUACCGGGCGAGGGACUCGGACGAGCUCGACCGAAUGAAAGCCACUGGGCGGCCCAACGCCAUCGUCGCCGGCGUAUACAAAGUCGACUUCCUGACCAUGACGCAGACCAACACGCGCACCGGCUUCCGGCGGCCGGUGUGUCACUCCGACGGCACCGGGGAAGCCACCGUCAUCCAUGCCCAGCCCGCGCCGGUCUCGGGCGUGGUCGCCGUGGGGACUGUCGUCGCAUAGCCCCGCCCAUUUUGCACCACUAUUACUAAUCUAGAUGCCAUACA
Molecule: messenger RNA, 2327 nt
Organism: Pelagomonas calceolata
Lineage: Eukaryota; Pelagophyceae; Pelagomonadales; Pelagomonadaceae
Source: the annotation of a GenBank genome assembly